Myotis daubentonii (Daubenton's bat) is the source of this 9979-nucleotide messenger RNA. RefSeq names its product beta-1,3-galactosyltransferase 5 (gene B3GALT5). NCBI's taxonomy places the organism in Eukaryota, Metazoa, Chordata, Mammalia, Chiroptera, Vespertilionidae. Gene Ontology annotation, molecular function: N-acetyl-beta-D-glucosaminide beta-(1,3)-galactosyltransferase activity. Gene Ontology annotation, cellular component: endoplasmic reticulum; Golgi membrane. Gene Ontology annotation, biological process: protein O-linked glycosylation. The transcript has 3 exons. Bases 424 to 1359 code for a protein of 311 amino acids. The record is from RefSeq and is a predicted model, not a curated record.
GCGUGUGGCCCUCCACCGUCCCCCGCCCCUCGCCGUCAUCGCCAGCCUCCUCACCUAUCGGAUUCAGGGUGCACAUUGCCCGCUGGGCCUCCCGCCAGGUGCUGCGCGGAGGUGUGAGCGGCGCAGGGCCGGGGCGCAGGCCGGGACCCAGCUCCUCCCCGGACCCCCCAGGCCGGGCUCCGCUGCCCCACCGAGGGGCUCUGAGCUUCCUGCGCCUGCAGCCGGCGGACCGCAGAGGGAGUGCGGGCGCACCGCGAGCGCUGGAGUGAUUCCUGGGAAAGAGGACCAUUUUGGGUAAAGAAACAAGCCAGGACCUGAGAGUGGAGAACGGCCUAUGCUGACCACAGUUUGUAACGAAUUUCCUCUUGGAAUCUACCCUGUGGCUUAGCUUUCAAACCACAGGUUCAUCUUAUCCAGGAAAACAUGGCCUCGGCGAAGCUGAGGUGGCUGUACAUGGCGCUGGUGGUGCUGGGCGCCCUCUGCCUGUACUUCAGCAUGCACGACCUGGCCCUGUUUAGAGGAGGGCCAUUCAUUUUCAAGAAGGAGAGCGGGAGGUUCCUCCAGCUCCCCGCCGUGGACUGCCGGCGGGACCCCCCCUUCCUGGUCCUGCUGGUGACGUCCUCCCACGAGCAGCUGUCUGCGCGCACGGCCAUCCGGAAGACGUGGGGCAGGGAGAGGGUCGUGCGUGGGAAACGGACCGAGACGGUCUUCCUCCUGGGCACCACCCCCAGCGAGGCCGCGGCCCUGGCGGUGGCCCAGGAGGGCCGGCGGCACCGCGACAUCAUCCAGAAGGACUUCCUGGACGUGUACCUGAACUUGACCCUGAAGACCAUGAUGGGCAUCGAGUGGGUCCACCACUUCUGCCCGCAGGCGGCCUUCGUGAUGAAGACGGACUCCGACAUGUUCGUGAACGUCUCCUACCUGGUGGAGCUGCUGCUGCGGAAGAACCGCACGGCCCGGUUCGUCACCGGCUUCCUGAAGCUGCACGACCUGCCCAUCCGCGAGAAGCGCAGCAAGUGGUUCGUCAGCCGGCACGAGUACCCGUGGGACAGGUACCCGCCCUUCUGCUCGGGCACCGCCUACGUGCUCUCGGGCGACGUGGCGAGCCAGGUGUACGACGUCUCGGACAGCGUCCCCUUCCUCAAGCUGGAGGACGUGUUCGUGGGGCUCUGCCUGGCCAAGCUGCGCAUCGGCCUGGAGCAGCUGCACUCGGAGCAGACCUUCUUCCCGGGCGGCCUGCGCUUCUCCACCUGCCGCUUCCGGCGGGUCGUGGCCUGCCACCACGUGCAGCCCCAGGAGAUGCUGAUCUACUGGAAGGCCCUGGAGGCCUCCACGGGAGAGGCGUGUCCAGCCGAGUGAGCCGCGCAUCUGGGCCCGCAGCCGACAACCCGCGGGGAUGUUUGAGAACCAUCCCUGGGCGGGCCUCGCGGAGGACGGUCAGGGGCUCGGGAGGGGCGAGGCACAGAGGGCCAGGAAGGAGAGGGGAGGGGAGCCGGGAGGGGAACUGUGACUCCAGUCGUUUUCCAAAUCUGAACUAGAACGCAAGCUCGAAUGAAACGGCCGAUUCAUUUCGAGUUAGUGCCCGAGCCAUAGCAGAUUCCACCUCCUGCGUCCCUACACCCUUGCACCUGGUGAUCCAUGAGCACCUCUGUCUUCUCAGGUUGCGGGCCAGCAUCCAGGCGAGGCGGGGCUGCUGCCAUUCCCAUUGACACCGGAGGAAACGGUGGCUUAGGGAGGUACGGGAACUUGCCCUCGGGCUCACGGCCAAAGCACACUGGAGCAGGGAGGAAACUCGAAGGCCAUCAGAAUCCAGUCCCUCCUGCCCCCCUCCUGUGCGACCCAGCCCUCCCUUGGGAGAGGAUGCGGUGAGGAGGCUCGGAGCGCAGCCUCGCUGAUGGCACCCUCUGUCCAUGUCGGAGUGUCUCCUCCUCAUCUCCUGACCCGUGUGCUCUGUAGUGCUAAUGCUGGGGUGAACACCCUCUGCCCCCCAGCUGUCUUCUGGGCGAGUCCCUGUUAGCAGCCUGGCACCCAGCUCAUCCCGGAUGCUGGCCUGCAGUGGCUGCAGCUCAGGCCCCGAGAAAUGGCCGCUCCGGACACAUCAGUGUGCACACAUUUUACUCAGACAUCACCGCAGGGCCUGGCCCAUGUGCAGACCUGGCCACACGGCUGACCUCCCCAGGCGCAUGACACGUGCCCUGAGCCACGGGUGGCGUCCUGUCUGCUCCAGACGCACUCUAUCUGCACGUUAGGUCUCUAGGUUCAAACGGGAGGCCAGUGGGCGCGAGGCUUGGCCAGGGAAGGGUGCUGGAGCUUUUCUGGGAAUCCAGGUGCAUUUGGGUUAAGUUGCUUUCCAGGACCCCGCGGGACACUGGUUGCUGGAUGAGCCCUGGUCCGGGGGGGCGGUCUCCCCGUGUCUGUUCCCCAAGCCUGACCCAAGCUCAUCUUCUUCGAAUUUCUCGUGUGGCCAAGAAGCAGCUGUUUUGUGGUGUGGAGUUCAACCUGCAGCGUCCUUCUCCCCGGAGGACUGUGCGGCCUGCUCUUCAGGUGGCGUGAAAGCGAGGCACUUCUCUGCAGCGGUCUCUGCCCAUUCAGCCACCGCCACGUGACGUGCAAGGCCGUCUUGCUGCUGGUCGCAGGAUGAACGGUUCCUCCUGUUGACUUUCUUGGACUUGACUUUGCCAGCACUCAAAGCAAAGGCCUCACGUGUCUGCGUAACAAGCACGUUGGACUAAGCUCUGGCCCGAACUCAGAGCAGGUGUUUGCUGCAAGACGGUCACGGCCGUGUUAAAUUGCAAAGCGAGGUCUGCGCCCUAUUUUCACAACAUUUGGGUGUGUGGGGACCGGCUGCUUCUUGCAGACGUGUUCCCUUAUCCCGGCUGCUCUGACGUGCCGGGUCAUGUUCAGAAAAGCGUCCUUCUCAGCUGGGAAUCCAGGGAUUGAGCACGGUUCCUGAAGCCCAGCUGUUGCCAGGGCCACGUACCGCCGUCCAGCAGCCUGGGCUGCCCCUGAGCCCCAAGAUGAGGGUGGCGUCCGAGGGUAAAUGGGUUGGUUGGGCCGUAGGGCUGGGUCUGUGCUUAGAUGCCCACCUCGUCUGGUGUGUGUGUCCGUGUGGCCAGGGGGCUCGGUGGGUGAGGCGUGGCUGAGGCCAGUCCGGCCAGCUGCCUCUGCACGCUGAUGGUCAGGCAUUACUUAAUCUUCUUUUUAUCUCAGUUUUCUCAUCUGAAUAAUGGGACAGUAGUGGUUCCCACCUCACAGGGCUAUUGUGCCGGUUGAGGCAGUGUGUGUAGAUUGCUCCGUAUCGUGGAGCAGUAAGAAGAGCAAGGCGACGUUUGCUUCUGCAGGUGCCCCCAGCGUUCUCAGCUGCUGGGUGGGAGCGUGGAGCUUGAGCGCUCACUUGUACUCGCCUUUGCACAAUCAGCUGCACACGUAUUACACAAGCAUGCGCCACAUGCUGCGUGGGGUGUGGUGGAAACACCUUUGCGUGGGUUUGCAGGCCGCAAGGGGGAGGCCAGGUGGUGCCUGCGGGCUCCCCACUAGCACCGGGUGGCUCUGUGAUGGACUGAGCGCUUCACACGUGUGGUUUCCUUUCGUGGCUGCCAUGGCUCCUGGGAACAAUGAGAAGGUAUUUCCCUCCCACUUGGCAGUACUUGUUUUCUCGUGACAUUUUUAAAGAAUUCAUUUUCAGCGUUUGCCCCAUCAGCGCUGGCUUUUUAGCUCUUUUCCUGGAGGUGGUAACGAUCGGUCAGGCCUCCUCUCUCUGUCCAGGUCCCUGGUGUGGUGCCCGGAGGGAGGAGAUAGGAGAAACGGAUCCAUUGGGUUAAAGGUGGUCUCACUAAGGGGUGUCCGGCGGAAGGCUGGGCUGGAGACGAGGAUUAAGUGAAUGUAACCCCCUCAGACACCAGCUCCGGAGCCUCUUAGAGAUUGUCAUUGCCGCUUAUUUUUAUUUCUGUUUUGGUUGCACACGAUCCACAAGUCCGUAUGUGAACAUUAGGAAACUUUUUCAUGGGCUGAGGUGUUUUUGAAGCAAACUCUCAGUUCUGUCCCUGGGAGAGAACGCUGCUUACGUCCUCCGUGUGACGGUAAAUGGAAGGAUCUGUGGCUGUGGGAACUUAGAUUCGAGAGUUCCUCUCCGUUUUCCUGCUUUUCAGGGGUGACACCAGGAAAGGACCGCUGCUCUCCGAAUGGCCCUGAAACUGAGCGGAGAGCCGCUCCCCCCCCCCCCCCCCCCCCCCCGCGUGGGGCACAGAGCCACAAAGGGCUGCUGGGCACACGCCAAUCUGAAUACGGACAAACAAAAAAUUAGUUUUAAAUUAAUUUUAGAAAUGAUUUUUACUUACCAGACCUAAUCAACCUUAAAUAUAAGUGGAAAAAUGAAUUCACAGCCAAAUGUUUUUGGUAUCACAUGGUGGUUGGUUUUCUUUUCUUUUGUUUUUUGGAAGGAAUGGUAAAAAUUUAAAUUUUUCCAGGAGUAAGUACAACAGUGAGAAAACACUCAGGCUUCCUGGCUGACCAUGGUGGAGGGAGGAGGAAGAGAGCGGAGUUAAGGUCGGCUCUGAGAGCUCUGGCCUGGCUGGAGAUGAGGUUGGGGUUCCUGCCGCAGAAGAGAAGCGGAGAUGAGAUGCAGAGAGUGAGUCAGAGACCUGUGGAGAAAUAGAACCAAUAGGAAGUGGAGAUGAGCACCAUUGAUUUUAAGGAAUUGUCUCCAAUAAGGGCUGAUGUUGCAUUCUUUUAAAAAAUAUAUACUUUUUAUUGACUUCAGAGAGAGGAAGAGAUAGAAACAUCAAUGAUGAGAGAGAAUCAUUGAUCGGCUGCCUCCUGCACACCCCCUACUGGGGAUCAAGCCCACAACCCAGGCUUGUGCCCUGACUGGGAAUUGCCCUCCCGGUUCACAUAGGUCGAUGCUCAACCACUGAGCCACGCCAGCUGGGCUGAUGUUGCGUUCUUGAGUGUGAAGGCAGGAACUUCAGGCUGAGUUUCUAUGUUGUAGUUCUGAGAACAAUUCCGUCUUCAGGAAAACUCACUCUGUGCUCUGAAGCCUUCAACGGGUUAGAUGAGGCCCAUCCAUGUUAUAAAGGGUAAGCUGCUCGACUCGACGUCUACUCACUUAAAUGUCACUCUUUACUGAAGGCUACUGCUUUUCUGUUUACCGCAUGUUUAAAUUACCUUCACAGCAACAUGCAGGCUGAUGUGGACCCAACACCUGGGUCCCACAGCCUCGCCUCGCUGACCUUCACCGUGAACCAUCACUGUGAGCUUGUCAUACGUGCCAAGUGUGCAGGGCUGGCCAGACAGCCCAGUGGCUGUCCACGAGGCCAUGUCUCUGUAGGAAGGGGCCGGGCCAUUGGCUUGUCGGCAGGAGCUUUGCAAAGGCCAGAGUGUCCAUCUUGGUUUCCCUUCUCUUCCCAUGACCUUGCCAGGUCCCUGAGGCCUCGGAGGGGCUUUUUUCUCCCCACCGUUAUGGGUGUUGUUAGGAUCCUUAGCACGGGGGUGCCCUGGCUGGCUCCCAGGGAGAAUUUCUAUCUUCCUCACACACUCCUGUUUCUUUUAAUUGGAUGCAGAGUCCCUGGUCUUCUCUCCCCAGAUAGACACUGGCGUGUGGCCUGGGCUGGUUAAGUGGCUCAGAGAUGAAUUGGCCCUAGCAUGGCUGAUGCUGGUUCUUUCUGGCUGCUCCAUGGAGAUGUUUGCCUCUAAGAAGAUUCCGGAGGCGCUUGUGCCUACCGCUAAUCAGAAGUGGGGGUGCCCGAGAAUCACAGGGGGUCCCAGUCUUGCCUCUGCCAAUGAUGUGCCCGGUGGCCGCAGACCACUCUUUCCUGAUCUCUGGCUUUGAGUUCCCCUGCAGACCUGGCUAGGCGUCAAGCUCUAAUAUUUCUACCUACUGAGCCCUCAGGGUGGGUCAUUUCUGUCAGACGCUCUGUCAGAAGCUCAUGCACAUGGGAUCUGGCCUGGGUCAGUGUGUGUGACCAUCUGCUCAAGGACUUACGGGCACAGGUGACAGGCUGUCAGGCACAAUCAACCUUAAAUCUGAGUGGAAAAAUCAAUUCCAGAGCCAAGUGUAUCUGGUGUCACACUGUUUUGUAUGAUUGGUUUGUUCUACUACCUCCCUUCUCUGGGUUAAGAAGUUAGUGCCCGAUGUGUGCAGAGUGUAGACGGCCAGUGUGGCAUUUACACAGCCCGGCCCAGAGACCCUGCCACGCACAUGCUCCCGGGAAGUCAGUGUAAGGCCAGGGUCUCAAGGGUCCCGUCCUUUAGUCCCCACACAGAGAGAGAAACCAAAGAGGUGAUGAGACCCUUAGUUAAGUUGUGCUUUGGAAAAUACCAGAUUGGGGAGAAUUGGCUUAGUUUAUACCUGGUCAAAUAAGAAAGCAAGGAAAAUCCAGCAUGAUUAGAAAUCAGUUAAUGUCAACCAAGGGGAUGUUGUGGUCAGAUUUUGUAUUUCCUAAGAGACAGUAAAUAAAAGUAAAUUUUUAUGUUAUUGAAUGAUACUUGAAAAUAUUGUUUCCCUGUAUUUCAGAAGGAUCUACUAAACUCUUAUGUCAUAUUUUGGGAGUAGGCAUAAGUAUUUAUGAUUUAUUAAUAAUGGUACACAUUUAAUAAACAUUAAAUUACUAAAACAGCAUAAUGUUCUUACAUUGGUUAGUUUUAAGUUAUAGCUAGAUGUGAUAAACUUGUGCUCUUCCUGAAAAUUUGGCAAUGUAUGGACUAAACUGGACAAUAUUAUUAUUUUUUACAUGAUGUUUUCUUUUUUAUUUAUUUUAAAAAAUCUUUAUUGUUGAAAGAAUUACAGAUAUCCUUCUUUUUCCCUCCCAUUGCCCCCUUCCACCCAGUUCCUGCCCUACCCCAGGCCUUCAUCACCCUAUUGUCUGUGUCCAUAGGUAAUGCAUAUGUGCAUAUAAGGUCUUUGGUUAAUCUCUCCGCCGCCCCCCCUCCCUUCUGAGAUUCGUCAGUCUGUUCCAUGUUUCCAUGUCUCUGAUUCUAUAUUAUUUAUCAGUUCAUCUUGUUCAUUAGAUUUCUUGUUCAUUUAUUUUGAUUGUUAGAUUCAAUUGUUGAUAGAUAUAUAUUUAUUGCCAUUUUAUUGUUCAUAUUUUUUAUCUCUUCCCUCCUCCUCCUCCUCCUCCUCCUCCUCCUCCUCCUCCUCCUCCUCCUCCUCCUCAAAGAAUACCCUUCAAAUUUCAUGUAAUACUGGUUUGGUGGUGAUGAACUCCUUUAGCUUUUUUUUUUGUCUAUGAAGCUCUUUAGCUGACCUUCAAUUCUAAAUGAUAGCUUUGCUGGGUAAAGUAAUCAUGGUUGUAAGUCACUUUGGAUAUUUCUUGCCACUCCCUUCUGACCUGCAAAGUUUUUGUUAAGAAAUCAGCUGACAGUCAUAUGGGCACUUCCUUGUAGGUAACUAACUGCUUUUCUAUUGCUACUUCUUUUAAGAUUCUCUCUUUGUCUUUAACCAUUGGCAUCUUAAUUAUUAUGUAUCUUGGUGUGGGCCUCUUUGGGUUCCUCUUAUUUGGGACUUCUGUGCUUCCUGGACUUGUAAGUCUAUUUCUUUAAAACUUCCCAGAUAAGGGAAGUUUUCUGUCAUUAUUUCUUCAAAUAGGUUUUCAAUAUCUUGCUCUCUCUCUUCUCCUUCUGGCACUCCCAUAAUGUGAAUGUUGGUACAUUUGAAGUUGUCCCAGAGGCUCCUUACACUGUCUUCAUAUUUUUGAAUUCUUUUUUCUUUUUGCUCUUCUGAUUGGGUGUUUUUUGCUUCUUCAUAUUCCAAAUCCUUGAUUUGAUUCUCAGAAUUCUCUACUCUACUGUUGAAUCCCUGUAAAUUAUUCUUUAUUUCAGUUAGUGUGUGCUUAAUUUCUGACUGGUCUUUUUUAUGUCUUUGACAUUCUCACUAAGAUCCUUGAAAGUCUCAGUAAGUCCCAUGAAGCUCUCAUUGUCCUUUGAUGUUCUCAUUAAGAUCCUUGAGUAAUCUUAUAACCGUUGUUUUGAACUUUGUGUCCAAUAGCUUGCUUGCUUCCAUUUCUUUCAUUUGUAACAUGUUUCUUUGUCUCCACAUUUUGGCUGCUUCCCUAUGUUUGUUUCUAUGUAUUAGAUAGAGCUGUUAUGUCUCCUGGAAUCUGUAGAGUAGCCUUGUAUGAUAGGAGUACUGAAGGGCCCAGUGGCUCAGCCUCCCCAGUCACCUGAGCUGGACACUCUAGGUGUGACCCUGUGUGGGCUGGGUGCACAGUCUUGUUGUAGUUGAGCCUUGAAUGGCAUCACUGGGAGGAAUUGGACUCCAGGAAAAUUGGAUGUGAGAACCAGCUGCAUCUACAAUGGAAGAGCUUCUGUGCAGGAGACACCCCUAUGGAACAGGACUUGCUUCAGUGGGGCUUUGGUGCUCAAUGAGUCUUUCCCUUGAGUGUGUCCCUUGUGGAUGUGUAGAGUUGUAAUCUGCUAUGGUCUGAAGCUGUCCACCAGGUGACUGGCUCUGGGACCUUCCAGGAGGUGCAAAGUCAGCCACUGCCUGGGGCCACCCGUCAGGAGAUACAGAGAGAUGGCUGUUAUUUAUAUUGGGUUAAGAAGUGCUCAGGUGAGGUCCAGCUGUGAGGCAAGGCAGGCUGGUGCUAGUGCUGAGGGUGUUGGGUCUUUUAUUGAUAGGUUUGGGGCACACUGACUCCAGCUGCUGCUUGUUUAAGAGAUUUUAGCAAAUUCUGAAGCCUUAGCCAGGACAGGCCAUUCGUAUGGAAAAGUAGCUGCAAACAGGUUGGGUGGGGCUGAAAAUUGGAUGGGAUGGGGUCUCAGGGAAUCACAAGGGUAGAGAAAACAGUGUGGAAAACACUGGUGGAAACUCAGAUAUGGCUGCCAGUCAGCUCUGCGACAGGGGAGGUCCCAGCACAGAAACAAUGAUCUCUGAAAGCACCCCUGUCUGGGAGAAAGCCACCCUGAGUUCCUGCCCCAAUGCCAGACAGCCCAGUUCCUCCCUGUAUGUCCCCAAAACCACCGCCCGGUGCUGGAGCUCAGAGGAAGCUGAACUGUGUAAGUUCUCGUGCUGGCCCUUUAAGAGGAACACCUGGGACUCCAGCAGCUUCCAUUUCACUCAGCCACAAUCCCCACUGGUUUUUACAGCCUGAAGUUAUGGGGACUUCCCUUCCCAGCUUUGGAACCCUGGACUGGGGGUCUGGUGUGGGGCUGGGAUCUCUGCUUCUCAUGGGAGGCCUUGGAGAUAUCCCUCCUGAUUCAAGAUACGCCACACGUGCGUGUUGGAUCAGCCCGUUUUGUGCCUCUACCCCUCCUACCAGUCUCAAUGCACUUUCUUCUUUACUUCUCUAGUUGUAGGACUUCCAUUCAGCCAGGUUUCAGGUGGUUCUGAAUGGUGGUUGUUCUGUAUUUUAGUUAUAAUUUUGAUGUGGUUGUGGGAGGUGGCCAGUACUUGUGUUUACCUUUGCCGCCUUCUUGGUUCUCCUAAAUGAUGUUUUCUAUACUUAUUUUGUGUCUGGGAAAAUAUUUUUAACAUUCGACUUUGAUAUGUUUAGGAAAAUAUGUUGAGCAACCUUGACAUACUUCCUUUGUAAGAGACAGAAAUUUCUUGUUUCACUUGGACUUUCAAAGUAAAGUCCAUCUCUUGGAGGGUCUUUAAGGGUCAGGGCCAGGGGGCAGUAGUGGGAGGGGAGAGGCAUCCUGCGGGAAUUAUACACCCAGGGCAUUAUGCUGCAGGCAUUCUUUGGCAUUUUCUUUCUCUCAGGUAUAUUUAUAUUUUUGAGAAACUAUUAUUUCAGUUUAAGGAAUCAAGCCUUGUGGACAGAUAUGAUUGUACCUUUAGAAUCUUCAUGCUGACUUAUCUCUGAGGCAUAGAUUGGAUCCCUGAUCUUUCAAAGUGUCAUGAAAAUGAAAAUAAAAUGAUUGAUUGACACAGGUGUGUUUUCUUUGACUUCAGCUUGUAUUUGCCACAGUGCUUGUGUUGCUGUGAACCUGGAAAUCACCGUUCACCCACACUCCCUGCAGGUUGCAUCCCCAGACUGUCUCA